Penicillium chermesinum is the source of this 1530-nucleotide messenger RNA. Its product is annotated as putative amino acid permease. The transcript is spliced from 5 exons. The annotation marks the transcript as partial. Gene Ontology annotation, molecular function: transmembrane transporter activity. The record is from RefSeq and is a predicted model, not a curated record. Lineage: Eukaryota; Fungi; Ascomycota; Eurotiomycetes; Eurotiales; Aspergillaceae. Gene Ontology annotation, biological process: transmembrane transport. Gene Ontology annotation, cellular component: membrane.
AUGGCAAGCCGUGCUUUCGAGAUGAACCCCAUGGGCAAAAACUCCGUCGAGGUGUCGGUCCUGCGCAACAACCACAGUCGCGGGGGUUCAGACGGGAUAUUCAAUGGCAUGACCUCGGGAUCGACCUCGAACAGCAGGCGCAUGGAUCGCAAGUUCGGCACCCUAUCAAUUCUGUCGCUGUCACUCACGUUGCUAUCUUCGUGGGAAUCCAUUGGCAACAAUUAUGCGGAUGGGCUGGCGAACGGCGGGCCCGCUGGGCUCGUGUGGGGGAUGGUUCUCUCGUUAAUAGGGACCAUGGCCAUGGCGCUAUCGAUGGCAGAAAUGACCUCCAUUUGCCCGCUGGCGGGGGCUCAGUACCACUGGACUGCGGUGCUGGCCCCGCAGCGGAUCCGAACCGUCAGUACCUGGUUCCAAGGGUGGAUCACUGUUUUUGGAUGGCAGGCCUCCUGCACGAGUAUCUGUCUUUUGGUGUCGAGUCAAAUUCAGGGCAUGGCGCUUUUGAAUCAUGCCGAGUACCACCCCAAACAAUGGCAUGGGACACUGAUUAUUUGGGCGAUUGUCCUCUGCGCGGGGAUUAUCAACAUCUACGGGAUUAAGAUCUUGCCAACGUUGCAGAUGAUCGGCGGCAUAUUCCAUAUCAUCUUUUUCAUCGCUAUUACCAUUCCCAUCUUCUUGCUUGCGCGGCGGAGUGAGCCGCAGUUUGUCUUCACGGAGUUGAUGAUAUCCGAAGGGGGGUGGCAAAAUCCCGGGGUUGCUUGGUGUCUGGGCACACUAGCUGUGACCUAUUGUUUCAUAGGUUUUGACGGCGCUAUCCAUAUGAGUGAAGAGCUCCGCCAGCCAGACAUCAGAAUGCCUCGGAUUAUCGUCCAGAGUAUUCUGAUCGAUGGGAUUCUAGCUUUCAUCUUCCUGCUCGUCAUUCUGUUCUGCAUCGGGAAUGUCGACGAAGCAUUGAACCCGCGCUUUAUUUUCCCAUCCAUCGGUCUUUUCAGAGAAGCGACAGGUUCGGUCCGAGCUGCAACCAUCAUGCAGGCCGGAAUUUCUGUAAUCGGCAUGCUGUCGAGCAUUGGCGUAGUCACGUCCGUCUCAAGACUUACCUGGGCAUUUGCCCGCGAUGGCGGCCUGCCAUUUUCAGCUUACUUUGCGCAUGUCAUGAUGCUUCUCUCCCUGAUCAACAUCGCUUCAGAACAGGCUUUAAACGCCAUCCUCGCGCUAUCCACCAGUUCCAUCUACGUAUCCUAUCUGAUCCCCAUUGUAAUGAUGAUCAUACGGCGUCUCGACAAGACGCGCCCGCCAAUCAUGUUCGGGCCUUGGUCGCUUGGCCGGUAUGGAAUGGCGGUCAACGUGUUCGCUCUCAUAUUUGGGAUCUUCGUGUGCGUCUUCGUCCCUUUUCCCACCCAGAUUCCGGUGACGGCGCGGAAUAUGAAUUGGUCGGGACCGGUCUUUGUGGGUGUUUGUUUGUUGCUUCUUGCCGACUGGGUCUUUCGGGCUAGGAGGAGUUAUGUUGGGCCAGUGAAGGAUUUGUUGCAGUCG